CUUUUCCCGGACGGACACAGACCGGAAGUCUUUCGUUGAAACCAAGUCGUAAAUCGCUAGCUUCACCAAACAAUCUUAAAGAUGACGGACCGCUAUAACAUCCACAGCCAGCUGGAGCACCUCCAGUCCAAGUACAUCGGCACCGGCCACGCCGACACCAGCAAGUGGGAAUGGCUGGUGAACCAGCACCGAGACUCGCACUGCUCGUACAUGGGCCACUUCGACCUGCUCAACUACUUCUCCGUGGCCGAGAACGAGAGCAAAGCCCGGGUCCGCUUUAACCUGAUGGAGAAGAUGCUCCAGCCGUGUGGACCCCCCGCAGACAAGCCGGACGAAUCAUAGAUUUGGACCUGCGACACCAUUUUGUGGCCACCUCAUUUCUUCCUUUUUUAUUUUACAUAUACAGAAGACACUUGGACUUUUUGGGGAGGGAGUUGAUACUUUAGUAUCAUUAGUUGAAGUUACAGAGGACUUUUGUUGGUGUUCUUAAAGCUUUCUUUCUCUCCA
This is a messenger RNA of Phycodurus eques (leafy seadragon), 507 nucleotides long. RefSeq names its product splicing factor 3b, subunit 5 (gene sf3b5). The transcript has 2 exons. Gene Ontology annotation, cellular component: precatalytic spliceosome; U2 snRNP. Gene Ontology annotation, biological process: mRNA splicing, via spliceosome. The coding region runs from base 82 to 342 and encodes 86 amino acids. The record is from RefSeq and is a predicted model, not a curated record. NCBI's taxonomy places the organism in Eukaryota, Metazoa, Chordata, Actinopteri, Syngnathiformes, Syngnathidae.